Molecule: messenger RNA, 987 nt
Organism: Penaeus vannamei (Pacific white shrimp)
Lineage: Eukaryota; Metazoa; Arthropoda; Malacostraca; Decapoda; Penaeidae
Source: RefSeq, a predicted model, not a curated record
GACUCUCAUACUCACGAUGAGACGGAUUGUCUUGGUGGUGUUGGGCUUGGUCGUCGGGUCGGCCCACAGCAGCUGCCUGAGCGGAGGAUGUGGCGGAGGAUCCUCUGGUGGCGUCAGCAGCUCCUACGGAGGACCCACCAAUAGCUUCGGAGGAGGAGGAGGAUCCUUUGGAGGCGGAUCCUUCGGCGGAGGAUCCUUUGGUGGUGGUUCGUUCGGAGGAUCUGGAGGUAGCGGUGGAGGAGGAAUAAGUACCAGUUAUGUAGGACCUACGAAUAACUUCGGUGGAGGAGGAGGUGGCGGUGGAUCCUUCGGAGGAGGAUCUUUCGGAGGUGGUGGCGGAUCCUUCGGUGGGGGGUCCUCUGGAGGAGUAGGUACAAGUUACAGUGGACCAAGUAAUAACUUCGGAGGAGGAGGUGGCUCCUUCGGGGGAGGAUCCUUCGGUGGUGGUUCGUUCGGAGGAGGAUCUGGAGGUGGCGGAGGAGGAGUAAGUACCAGUUAUGGAGGACCAACCAAUAACUUCGGUGGAGGAGGAAGUGGCGGUGGGUCCUUUGGAGGAGGAGGAUCCUUCGGUGGAGGAUCCUUCGGUGGCGGGUCCUCUGGUGGAGUAGGUACAAGUUAUAGCGGACCAAGUAAUAACUUUGGAGGAGGUGGCGGCGGAUCCUUCGGAAGUGGUGGAGGAUCCUUCGGUGGAGGCGGCGGAGGAGGAUCCUUCGGCGGGGGAGUGAGCAACACUUACAGCGGCCCAAGCAAUAACUUCGGAGGCGGUGGAGGAGGAUUCGGUGGUGGAUCCUUCGGAGGAGGAGGCGGUGGAUCCUUCGGAGGAGGAGGCGGUGGGUCCUUCGGAGGCUCAGGUGGCGGCGUAUCGGGUGGUUACCUUCCGCCCGUCGGGAAGUAGGAUUCCCCUAGUGUGGGUCUCCUCUGCCGGAAGCAAAAAAUGUACAGUAAUCAAAUAGUAAUAAAAGUUCAAGAAUAAAUACUUUUCAGAGA